CCUCCUUCUCCUUCCCCCGGUCCAAAAUGCCAGACCCAACAACAAAAGCAACCCCCAAAUCCAAACCCCAAUCCAAAACAACCAUAAUCGGCAUCUCCGGCCCCUCCUCCAGCGGCAAAACCACCCUCGCGCGUCUCCUCCAAACCAUCUUUUCGCAUCUCAACCCCUCCUUACUGAGGACAUUCAUCGUCCACGAAGAUGACUUUUAUCACUCGGAUGAUAAAAUCCCCCUCACAACCCUCCCCACCGACCCCCCCACCACAAUCCAAAACUGGGAUACGUUGCUGGCGCUGGAUAUCCCGUUCCUCUCCGCCUCGCUGUCGUAUAUUCGCGCGCACGGACAUCUUCCGCCACGGCUGCGGAGUAAAGAGGAUUUGAACGAGGUGGGGGAUUCGGGCGUGUCGGAUGAGAUAAUUGGUCAGGAAGAACAAGAACAAGAACAAGAACAAGGACAAGGAGACGAGGAAGAAGAAAAAGAAAAACCCCAACACACAAUCGUCUUCCUCGAAGGCUUCCUCCUAUUCGCACCCCCCCGCGAAGAAGACCAGAACCACACCCACGGCCUACGCACCGUGCACGACCAAAUGGACGCCCGACUAUUCCUCCCCGCGCGGUACGAGAACGUCAAGGCCCGGAGGGAGAGUCGCAGUGGGUAUGUGACGAUUGGGGCGGCGCCGUCGGUGGAUUCAGGAGACAAAGACAAACAACAGGAACAGGAACAGGAGAAAGAAGAGCGGAAGGGAACGGAGGAGGUGGAUCUGGAUCUGGAUCUGGAAGCGGAGGAUGAUCGGCCACCGCAGAAUUUCUGGACGGACCCCCCGGGCUACGUGGAUGAUAUUGUGUGGCCGAAUUAUGUGCAGGAUCAUGCGUGGCUGUUGUUGCCGGAGGAGGAGGGUGUCUCGCAGACGGUCUUUGGCAGUGCGGAUACGCAGGAGUUGGUGAGACUCGUGGGUCAGGGCGUUAAGCUGAGGACAGAUGCCGGUGUUACUGUUGCUCCUGGGCAGGGAGGCACGCCGAUGGCGGAUAUUUUGAAGUGGGCGGUCGAGGAGGUCUUGAAGCAUAUAGAAGGGAUAGAGUGGCAACGAGGGUAUAGAAACUAGAGUCUCAUGAUUCGUUUUCUACUCCAUUAUCUGUGCUCUACCUGGAUGCAGUGUUCUUAUUCCUACCCGUCUGUUUCCCAGAAUUGCUGUCUUACUAGCUGACCGGCAUUCUUACGCCGCUUAGCGAUACACCCCGUCGUGGUCGUUACCAACAGGCCCUCGCCAUCCAAGCCAGUAAUCGACCCUGUCUCGGAAGCCCAGGGGUUGCUUCGCACGCGGUGCAUCGACGUUAGGUACUUCCUCUGCCACUGGCCACUCAGGUCCAAAGUCUGCUGUAGUGGAUGUGGGCUCAACACCAAU
Molecule: messenger RNA, 1400 nt
Organism: Aspergillus heteromorphus CBS 117.55
Lineage: Eukaryota; Fungi; Ascomycota; Eurotiomycetes; Eurotiales; Aspergillaceae
Product: ribosylnicotinamide kinase
Exons: 3
Coding region: 27-1100 (357 amino acids)
Cellular component (GO): cytoplasm
Source: RefSeq, a predicted model, not a curated record